Molecule: messenger RNA, 978 nt
Organism: Aspergillus ochraceoroseus IBT 24754
Lineage: Eukaryota; Fungi; Ascomycota; Eurotiomycetes; Eurotiales; Aspergillaceae
Exons: 3
Coding region: 1-978 (325 amino acids)
Source: RefSeq, a predicted model, not a curated record
AUGACUCAAACCAACAACUCUCUCUCAUAUCAUCGUCGGACCCCCUCAGGUUCAAAUGGCUCCAAACUGAGAACUGCCCGACCUGUUCUCCAUCGGAAAGGUGCAUCUCUCGUGAACCAUUCUAUCUCCAAGCUGGGUUCCGGGCAAGUGAAGAACUUUCAAUUUGGAGACGACGAUAGGCUACCUGAGAUGGCCGCUAGCUUCCUGAACUUUUGUGCCAUGUGUGAGAGACAGAUUACGGUGCCCGAUAAUACACUACUUUAUUGCAGUGAAAGCUGCCGUCGCAAAGAUUCCCACAAACCUCUCUCAGCUUCCCUCCCUUCUUACAGCUCCAUGUCUAUCACAAGCUCGCCUCCUACUUCUCCCCCCAUGUCUCCUCGAAUAAUUGUCGCACCCUUGACUCCCACCAAGGCUCCUCACAUGCCCACCACAGCCCUCAGGAUACCUGCGGACAUGCACGAUGCCAAGGUAGAUCUUGACCCCACCGAAUGGAAGCCCGUGAUAUCAAAGGAUCCUCGAUACGCAAGUCUGGUGACUUCGGACGCCUGGAAAUACCUGAGUCAAUUCCACAACGACGAUUCGAUGAUCCCUGUUCCUCGCUCUCGGGUCCAGCACCGCAGCUCGGCCAGUCUCUCUACUCUGAUGAGUGCUACUGCGCCGAUUCCUUCUUUGAGCCAUACUCCUUCCACUGCUGCCUCCUCCGUGAGCAGCGACGCUUCGGAUUAUAUGAGCUACGUGCCUGAUGCGACUCGUCGCCCAUUGCCUCCCCGCCGCAACCCAUAUUUCUCUGGAGCUGGAGGAGCCACCAAGGGCGUGGAGCUGGUUGUUCCACAUAUUAUUGAAGCGACAGAUGCCUCGCCCAUGGACAUGUCUCACCAUGGUGGUAUCUGGAGCGAGAAGUACGCAGAGAAAGCUUCUGCACUCGCAACUCUGAACACGGCUAGUCCCGGUAUCUCCCUUGAAUCCAAGGCGAAAUAA